GUUUUUAGCGAGAAUAUGAAAGUGUUCCUUUUUUGACAUGGUUGAGAGGAUCACUUUUGUCAUUUCACGAAACUUAGAGCGUCUGAUAGGUCAUUUCUUUCUUAGAAAUGGUGUUUUUGUGCCUCGAGCCAGAGUCAGAACGACAAUGAAGCUAAUUGUGUGCAAUGCGACAGGUCCCAACUCUUUGUGUACCAACCCUUCUUCCCCCAGUUCCUUUUUGCGCAUCUUCUACGUUCAAGAGCUGUAAUUGAGGAGUGCUUAGUUGUUGAUGGUUAUAUGACACGUUGUGAUCUUCAUCUUUCGACCUCCAUUUCACCUUAGGGUUAGCGUUAGGAAUAAAGUGGAUAACGAUGUCUUCAUCCUUCGCCCCACGACGCUAACACUGAGCACACAUUCUCCGAAAUGUCGCUACACACCAUUCGUUCUCGUGUCUCGGCAUCCGGCACCAGCGAGAAGGAUUUCAGACCGUCUACCGACAUCACUACCAAGCGCUCGGAGACCGAGACCAUGAAAGACGCUGACACGCUAUCGACCGCCUCCACCAAAGAAGAUGAGGACGAAAGGAACGAGUUCAUUUCCGCACACAAUCGGAUGCUGUGGCGCGAGAAAGAGCCGAAAGAUUUCACGCAUACGAAAACCCCAGAGCCGCAUGCAGUCCGACGACGCCAAAUUCUUGAGAAACAUCCGGAAAUCCUAAAGCUCUAUAAACCAGAUCCUCUGAUUAUGGACAGAUGAUAUUCUUGAUAUUCAUUCUCAUAAAAACGCCCAUUUUCGAUAUGCUACGAUUACUGCUUGUCCUACGGUAUGCAACUACGACCACGAUGUAACCAUUUUUUCAUAAGCCUACGGUAUGCAACUACGACCACGAGUGAUUAUAGUAAAUGUAACCAUUUUUUCAUCAUCAGUUAAAAAUCCGCUCGUUUACGGUUCCAUCUCUAAUUUGCGUGCACUCUUAUGCCUCGGCACGGUUGCGGUGCAGCUGAGCGUGGCCUAUGCAGUCUCAACCUUUGAUCCGAGCUGGUGGGUGGUUCUGGUCUUAUGGCUUACAGCAUAGUUUUAGUCAUUGUCAUAAAGGGCAUCGAUAUCCAGAUAGUGUUCAUGUUGAAAGCGUGUAUUUGUCUGCAAAGCCAAAAACUACAUUUAGUACCACAUCAGGAGUUGGUUUUGGUAAAAACCAGUAACUCCUAAUCAUCAUACCACCAGGAUACAGAUAUUGAUCAUGAUAGACUUGUAGUUGUAACUCCUCUAAUCUCACUCGGCUACGUGAUUAGUGGCACGAUGAAUCACAGUUUGGUUCUGGCGAUGCACGAACUGAGCCAUGACUUGUGGUUCAAAACGAAGAAGCUCAACCUCCUUUUCGGCUGGUUCAUCAACUGUCCCACUUGUGUAGCGUCGGCAAGCACUUUUAUUAUGGCGGUGAAUUUGGACAAGAUCAAACUAAGUGUAAUUAACAGGCUACAUCUUUUUCAGAUUGCUCAAGAUUACGAAAAGAUUUCCUCAAUUCUUCUUUUGUCCACGACCCAAAAGUCAUGAUCAUGAAAUAGAUGAUGAUGCCACAACAGCAGCGUUGCGGUACUUCUUCUACGAGAUGAAUAUUCAUCAAUUUCUAAGUCACAGCGGUACCACCUGGAGCACCACACCUACCAGGGGAGCGAAAAGAUGGACGCGGACCUUCCUACGAAACUUGAGGGGAAGCUAUUUCGGUAUACAGCAACAAAAGCUUUGUGGGUCGCUCUCCAACCUUUUUUCUACGGUCUGCGGCCCAUUCUCGUGAAACCUAAACCGGUUAGCGUCAACGAAAUUUAUGGAUAGCAGAGCUGUCAAUAGAAGGAUAUAUAGUGCAGCUUGUAGUAGUUGUAGUACUACUACAGCAACUUGUACUAUUUUUGCCUGUACUAGUAUCUGCAUAUUCUUGAGAUAAGAAUUGUCUUUGUCAGAGAUGAGAAGCUGACCACCUCUUGAGUUAAAUACACAUUUUUCUAGAUUUCUAACGACCUAAAGAACAUCUAUUUUCUACUCCCACUCGCUCUAAGAUCCAAUCAAUUGGAUGGUCGUCGGCACGUUCGACCUCCUGGUUAUGAAGUACUUGGGCACCAAAGCAUUCGUAUACCUCUUCUCUGGGUCGAUUCUUGGGCUAGGGGUUCACCCGAUGGCCGGCCACUUCAUCGCGGAGCAUUUCGAGUUCAUCGAAGGACAAGAGACCUACUCAUACUACGGUCCGUUGAACGUCUUCGCGUACAACGUGGGCUACCACAACGAACAUCACGAUUUUCCGAAAGUCCCUGGACGUCUCUUGCCGAAGGUCAAGGCCAUUGCGCCCGAGUUCUACGACAACCUUCCGUAUUAUUAUGGCAAAGAAGAACAAUUGUUUCAUCUUUUUAAGUAGAGAUUUGCACUUAGUAUAAAUAUAGUUCAUCUUCAAUUUCUGAGUCAGAUUUUCCACGAAUAAAGCAGGAAGCAUGAUAUCCUAAAAUAAUCUGACCACUGGUCACAGAUGGGUGUAGAAUUUUGUACGCUAGCAACGUGAAAAAAAUAAUGCUCUUCUGCCGACACCUUAAAGUUAAACUAUAGAAUAGUAUACUCCUUGCUCUAAUGUUUCGACUCCUGGACCAGCGUGCUGCUCGGAUUCAUUUUUGGCCACAACAUCAACUGCUUCUGCCGCGUGAAACGAUUUCCGUGAUGACGGAACGCUUCUUCCAGCCACUCGAAGGAAACCUUCUGUGGCAAUUGCUGUGGGCGGAUGCAAUAGAAUCAGUUGUUUAGCAGAACUAGUUCCAGCUGCAUCCAUGCUUUUGCAUGCUUUGAUGUUUUAGAUUUGCGGACGGGGCGUAAGUGGAGCAGUUUUUUGUUUCAGCCGCUGAGCGUAAAGUGUAAUUCCAUCGGAGGAGGAUGAAUUCGUGAUGUGCUUGUGCUGAAGCGAGCGCAUCAUCGACACAAAGAGAAACGCCUAUCGUGGAAGACCGCUAGACAUCAAGAUCAAGGACGAUAAGAUGGAGUUAGACUCCAUUGUUCCUACUCUUUAUAUCAACACGACCGUAGGACGUCGUUCUAGGAGUAAACGUAGCUUGUAGAUGAUGGUGUAGUACUAGAAAUAUAGCGGCGGAUUGCGUCCUACUCCGACUUUUUGUCGUUGAGUCGUCGCCUUGCUACGGCAAGACACAAUUAUAUUUUUUUAUUAAGUUCCAGUAACGGAGGUGAAAUUUAGUUCCAGUUUGUAAUUCUAAUUGCAAGUACAGAAGUAUUAGAGACUCUAUGUCUAUUUCUAAUGUUCAAGCCAACGUCAAGCUCUUACUUUGAGCUCGAAUUGGAAAACUCGAUUGCAGUCUAAUGAUCGUAUUGGUCGUUGUUUUCCUCAUUGUUUCCAUGCGUAGAUCUAUUAUCCCCAUCAGCCGUUCCACAAGUGAACACUUCUUGCUGAGGGGACCUGGUAAGCUUAACCUUUCCAAGUAAGUAGGUAUGUUGUUCCACGUUUAGGUUUAGUAGUUCUAGUUAUAUUUGGAAUAGAGAAAAUGAACAUCAAAAUACUUAGCACGCUAGUGCAGCUUGUACAAACCUUUACACCCUUUACUUGUCACUAUUGCAACUCGGGAGAUGCAUAAGGAUAUUGGUUACAAGACGUGCAAGUACAGCGAAGUUCAUCAGCAUUUAUUCCUUAAGAUGAUACUUGAUUCCAACAAAAACAGAAACGCAAUAACCACCGCUGCAUGCAUCUACCGAAUUUGCGGCUAAUUUCAUUUUUCUCUUCAAUCAAUUUGGAGAAGAAAAACACAUCCCACUCCUAGGUGGCUCCAC
This is a messenger RNA of Amoebophrya sp. A25, 3792 nucleotides long. The record is from the annotation of a GenBank genome assembly. NCBI's taxonomy places the organism in Eukaryota, Dinophyceae, Syndiniales, Amoebophryaceae.